AAUCUGAGAUGCAAGUGUGGGGGAGGAGUUAUAUAAGUUUCAGAAGGUUAAUGAUUGCUAUGUUUCAUAGUACUACAGACAGAUUAUCAGAGUAAUGCAGAAAAUCCUUCCUCCUGGUUGAAUUGUUCCUGCUGGUCAGACCCAGCUUUUUAAAGGUUGAGUUUCUUGUGGCUCAAGGUUUUCUGUUUUCCAUACAGAUUAUCCUUAAAUCUUGAAAGCUGCAGAGAAAACGUUGUUCUGAAUACUUGAUAUGGAUGCCGCAGAGUUCCGAAAAAGAGGGAAAGAGAUGGUGGACUAUAUUGCUGACUAUCUUGAGAAGAUAGAAAAGAGGCAGGUCUUUCCUGAUGUGCAGCCUGGCUACCUGAGACCUCUUCUUCCAGAUUCAGCUCCUGAGGAACCUGAAACAUAUGAAAACAUCCUUAAAGAUGUUGAAAAGAUCAUUAUGCCUGGGGUGACUCACUGGCAUAGUCCGUACUUCUUUGCCUACUUUCCUACUGCCAACUCUUUCCCAGCAAUUCUGGCUGACAUGCUGUCUGCAGGCAUUGGAUGUAUUGGCUUUUCUUGGGCUUCAAGUCCAGUAUGUACAGAACUGGAAACAGUCAUGCUGGAUUGGCUCGGCAAGAUGAUCAAUUUGCCACCAAACUUUUUGGCGGAGAAGAAUGGACAAGGGGGUGGGGUCAUCCAGGGCACUGCCAGUGAGGCUACCUUAGUUGCAAUGCUUGCAGCUCGUACCAAAGCCAUCCAUCGUGUCAUAUCAGAAAAUGAGAAACUGACUCCAGAAGAUGUCAUGGGCAAACUUGUGGCCUAUACUUCUGACCAAGCUCAUUCCUCUGUUGAAAAAGAUAGUUUGAUUGCUGGAGUUAAAAUUAAACAGAUACCCACAGAUGACAAGUUUGCUGUGCGUGGAUCUGCUCUAAGGAAAGCUAUAGACAACGAUAAAGCUACUGGACUCAUUCCAUUCUUUUUUUGUGCUACACUUGGAACCACACCAUGCUGCUCCUUUGACAAGCUUCUAGAACUGGGUCCAAUUUGUAAUGAAGAGAAUAUUUGGUUGCAUAUUGAUGCAGCGUAUGCUGGGAGCUCAUUUAUCUGCCCUGAAUUCCGUUACCUUCUCGAUGGAGUAGAGUUUGCAGAUUCAUUUAACUUUAAUGCACAUAAAUGGCUCUUAGUGAACUUCGACUGUUCUGCUAUGUGGGUGAAGAAGAGAUCGGAUUUAACACGUGCCUUUAAAAUAGAUCCCAUUUACCUUAGGCAUGGCUAUGAAGAAUCUGGACAUAUAACAGAUUAUAGGCACUGGCAGAUCCCUCUGGGACGACGAUUCCGUUCGUUGAAACUGUGGUUUGUGCUUCGAAUGUAUGGUGUGAAGGGACUGCAAGAAUACAUCCGGAAGCAUAUUAAGCUGGCACAUGAAUUUAAGGACCUAGUGCUUCAGGAUGACCGAUUUGAGAUUUGUGCUGAUGUCAUAAUGGGUCUGGUGUGCUUCCGACUAAAGGGUUCUAACAAACUCAACGAGGAACUUCUUAAAAGCAUAAACAACGCCAGACGGAUUCACCUUGUCCCAUGUCACCUGAGAGAGAAAUUUGUGCUACGUUUUGCGAUUUGUGCCCGCACAGUGGAGUCUGCCCAUGUCCAGUUUGCCUGGAAACACAUUGUGGAUUUAGCAAAUGAACUUUUGAAAGUACAUAAGCAGUAGGAGUAGUGGAUAAAAGAAAAUAAUUUGAUUCAGUUGAAGAUUUAAAGAAUGAUAACAGACAAAUUGUGGAAAUGUUAUACAUCCUGUUAUAUCCUAACACUUACAAAAACCCCAGUAUCAAUGGUAUGCUGUAAUCAAAUCCGAGAAUUAUAUAGAUCGGAACCCAAAAACUGCUUUGCUGAAUCAGAGCCCUAUAACCCUGUCACCUGCUUUCUAACAGUAGUCACCUAAAUCUUUCAGGUAGGUCCUAAAUAAGCCAUAAACGUGAUUGUCUCUAGCACCUGGCAUGCCAAGGUAUAGUGGUCCAAAUUAGGCUAUACCAUUUAACAAUGAUGACUAAUAUCUCUUGAUAAAUCUCCCUCCUUGAGUUUACCUAGGCCCCAUCUACACUGCCAUAUACUGCAGUUUGAACUGCAUUAUAUGAUCAGUGUAGACUCAUAUAAUUGAGAUUGAACUGCACUGAACUUCAUUAUAUGAGUCUACAUAUAAUAUCAAAGCAGGCAAAAAUAUAGUUCCCAAAGUAGUUGUAAAAUAGAGUCAAUAAAUCCAAUGGUCCAUAGGCAAAAAGCAAGAGUCUAUUCCCAAAGAUACAAUAGUCCACAGGUUACUAGGAUUCACGAGCAGGAGAACUUCCAAAGCAUGAAGACAGAGACCAUCCACUCUGAUGAAGCGAGAAUUUGCUUUGACAACACUCAGUUUUAAAAGCAACCCAAAAAUGCAUUUCUCUUCCCUUCAGUGGCCUCCUGUUUUCCAGCUAAUCUCAGGCUACGCCGAGGCAUUCCUUUCCAUUGCAAACGAUCUGCCUGAGAUAGCAAUGGAGCUUCUUGACUGUCAAGGUUAAACGGUUCAUUAUCUUGCACCUGAAUAGGAGCCUCGGACAAAUCCAGCUCAUUAUUUCCUAUGGGAAUGUCUCCCUGGUUUUUAUCUAUUACAGGCUGGUUCAAGAGUUCAUCCACAGGCUGCGCUUCUGAACCAGCCUGUAUAACUCCAUGAUUUCCCAUCCCCAUGACAUCAUCCUGAAAUUCAGUUUGCAACCCAUCAUCUGGCUCCUGUAUCUGUAACCCAAAAUCCCCUUCCUCAUCUUCACACUGGCUCUGCUGCUGCUGACACAGGAAGUCACCCAUCUCAAAGAGCCUGGCUCUGCAGAUCCCUCAGAUCCAGAUAGUGAAGUUCUCAGGGAUGGGCAAUUGAAUGGAGUAGAAACAACUGUUCAGAGCAGUUGCCAGGCUGGGGGGGGGGGGAGUGCAGAGUAUAGAAUUUGCCACUCUUGGUUCCAUGACACCCAGGGCAACAGCUUUACUCAGGCUCAUAAUAGAGCUGGCCUUCUUUACCUUGCAAAAACAGGUUUCUACAUCAAAAACAAGAUGUCAAAGAUAUUAGCAAACUCUUUUUGUACAGCUUGAAUAUAUGCAGUUUCAGCCCUUUGUUAAUAUCAGACUGAUUGAUGAACUUGCUUUCCUCGGAAAGCACCCCGAGGCCACAAAUCCCAAAAGAGCCCAAAGCUGCUCCUGGGCAUCCACACAAUGCUAAAGGACUUCACUAAAACAGCUGUGUUAUCUGAUAUCCAGAAGUAGUUUGAAACUUCCCUGAAGCCCUGUACUUAGAGGUUGGUAUGUAGAGAUGUGCCUGUUUUAAUAUGAACUGGUCUAGCUGUUCACAUUGGCCAGUGCCACCAUCCCAUUUUCCUUGUACUCUCAGAUACAGGGAAAAGAGAGAGGUACUUACCGUCCUUGUCAUUUGUCACCAUGACUGCAGUCACAGAGGUCCAGAAAACUUCUUACCAGUGCUACACAUCUCUGCUGCUUGUCCAAUCCUUCCCCCUUCCUUUCCUCAAGUCAUGUGGGUGCCUUUGCUCUCUGGAGCUCUGUGGCUGCAGGGAAAGACAAUGGAAAAGAUAAAGUUCUGUAGAACUAAUGGGCAAAGACACGGUGGCAGUGCUUCCCCACAUAGGAUGGGGAAGCAUCAGCUAUAGGCGAGGCGGAGCACAGGGCACCAGGAUUACCCUGCUGCUCUGCUGGUUUGUCAUAGGUGAUGGCGAAUUGCCCCGGGGGACCUCAUCCAUGUGAUGAGGUCCUAAAUAAUGAUUACCCUUUUCACUUACACAGGAGCUCCAUGAAUAUAUUUUAAAUCAUGGUGCUCACCAGGAUAUGAAGGAUUUCAACAACUUCAAAUUUUCCAAUUGGUAUAUUGUACAAGCUUGACAAGGAAAGGACUAUCUAUCUGACUAGGCUUACAGUACCAAAACUUAGGCAAGCCUUCACAGCCCAUCGUUUUCAAAGUAUGCCCAGCCUUGUUGAAUGUGACAUGAUAUGGCCAAAGUUUGCUCCAUGUAAUGCAGUUUGGCAUUUAAUGUACUUGUGCUAAUAACCAAAACCAUGUAAAAUGUGUCUGUUUUGAAAUUAAAUGGUUGUCUAGCAGAGUUUUUCAAAAAUAAUUGUUCAUUCAUAGACUUGCUAUUGUAUGACUGGUUAAUCAGUGAGCAGAUCCUUUGUGGCUUUUCAUCACACAAUCACAAAGUGGCUGAAAGUAUUUGUUGGUGAUAACUGCAUUGUCUCGUAAAAUGCCUUUCAAUGAAUUGUGGGAGUGAAAAGCUGUGGAAAUCAGCUGGGUAAAUAUGAAAGAUAUCUUAAAUAUGUCAAAAGUGUUCAUACAGAAGAUGAAACAAGCUUGUUUUUACUGCUACAGAUAUUGUAGGUUGCCGUUUCUUAAGUGGGGAGAACAGUAGAAUUUAAUGCAUAUGAUGAAGUGAUAUAUGGAUGGAUUCAAAUCACAGGAAAAUCACAGAAUUCCACCUAAAUAUUUGAAAGAACACCCAGAUGAUAAGAGCUCUUCAUACUGUGGAACAGACUACUUCAGGUAGACCUUCCUUUUUUGGAGGUCUUUAAACAGAGGUUGGAUGGCCAUCAUUUGGGAGUGCUUUAGCUGUGACUGGAUCGCUACUGCAAUAUAAUCCAAAUUAUCAAAACGGAUAUUCCAGAUUAUAUGAGGCCCAUUUUACACUGACCUGUAUCACAGCAACUGAUCCAAGAUUAUUUCCUUAUCCCAGAUUAUAUGGCAGUUCAAAGCAGGUAAUCUGGGAUCAGAUCCUGGGAUAUAGGGCAGCAUAGAUCUAGCCUGAGUCUACACUGCCAUAUAAUCUAGUCAAAGCAGAUAAUAUGGAUUUUAUAUGGCAGUGUAGAUCCAGUCUAAGUAUUGCUGAAUAGCAAAGGGUUGGAUUAGAUGAGCCUUGCAAUCCUUUCCAACUUUAUGAUUCUUUGAUUAUAUUCCCAUAUGGAGAUUUAUUUCCAGUUGGGCAUCAAUCUCCAAAUCUUAUUGGGUGGUAUUAAUAGGAAAUUGCUGAGAAGCAUAACGCAGGUAUUAUAUAAAAGGUAACAAUGUGCCUAUGAGACUACUAUUUAUGUCAUAAUGAGAGUUUGUCAGUAUACUUAUCAAUUAAUAUAUUUUGAGAUACUUGUUAAUUGUGCUGUUGCUAAAGUGUAUCAUAACAUCCUGGGAUACAUUAAAACUGGUAUUGCAAAAUUGC
Molecule: messenger RNA, 5216 nt
Organism: Anolis carolinensis (green anole)
Lineage: Eukaryota; Metazoa; Chordata; Lepidosauria; Squamata; Anolidae
Gene: ddc
Product: dopa decarboxylase
Exons: 14
Coding region: 251-1693 (480 amino acids)
Biological process (GO): catecholamine metabolic process; amino acid metabolic process; serotonin biosynthetic process
Cellular component (GO): cytoplasm
Molecular function (GO): pyridoxal phosphate binding; aromatic-L-amino-acid decarboxylase activity
Source: RefSeq, a predicted model, not a curated record